Prunus armeniaca (apricot) is the source of this 567-nucleotide messenger RNA. The record is from the annotation of a GenBank genome assembly. Lineage: Eukaryota; Viridiplantae; Streptophyta; Magnoliopsida; Rosales; Rosaceae.
AUGGCCUCCAGCACCUCUACAUCUGUUGAAGCUCGGUCCCAAGUCUUCCAGACUGAGUUUGAAGACAUUUGCAGAGAAAUCCAGGGCUCGGUCUUACCCAACAUCGUCACACCUUGGACUGAUGACGAUGGCGCCGCCACCGAUUCCUGCGUCCUCAGCCCCUCUGUAGAUGGCGGGAUGCCAGAGAGGCUGGUGGCUCAUUUGAAGAACAAUUUGGUGGACCUCUCGGCCUUUGACGGGGGGGGACUUCCAAGAUUGGAAUGUCGCCAGGCCGCAACCCCAAUGGCCAACCUCGACCCCGGACUGGGAAAAAUGGUUGCCGAGGAUGGAGCACUUCUUCGGCCAGCAAUGGAAGGAUCAAGGCAUCUACCACUUGAUCAAGCUAUUCGAUCGGCCGCUCGUCAUGGACCGGUCGCUCUUGGCCGCGACCCUAUGCUUCUGGUCGUCGGCCACAAAUCCUAUGAACCUCCGGUUUGGCAUGAUGACGCCGACCGUUCUAGACAUGGCCGCCCUAUUCGGCCUCUCCCCUCUUGGCGUGGACGUAAACGCCGCUCUGGUGGCCCCUGA